Messenger RNA from Branchiostoma floridae (Florida lancelet), 4522 nucleotides. Its product is annotated as malignant fibrous histiocytoma-amplified sequence 1 homolog. The record is from RefSeq and is a predicted model, not a curated record. Bases 149 to 3406 code for a protein of 1085 amino acids. Lineage: Eukaryota; Metazoa; Chordata; Leptocardii; Amphioxiformes; Branchiostomatidae. The transcript is spliced from 7 exons. Gene Ontology annotation, molecular function: protein binding.
GGUGAACUCUGACCCAGUAAACUCUGACCUUUCUGACAAUGGAUGAUAGAAGACAGGACUUUCCCAGAACUUUCGGUUUUCUUUUGGUGAAGAAACAAGUCGGAAGGAGGACUCCUCUGUACCCUGUUAACAGGAUCAGCGCAGAGAUAUGAAGCCCCUCCAUGCUGCAGUUAUUAAGGGUGACCAGCGCAGAGUGAGCCAGCUGGUACAGGAAGGGGAGGAUGUGGACGGCAGGUGUGAGUGUAAGCUGCCUGAUCUGAAAAGGGCCCACGAGUUCACACCCCUACACUGUGCUGCAGCGGUGGCCGACCUCGGGGUCAUUGACCUACUGAUCAAUGCUGGAGCUCAAGUUGACAGUGAAGAUGAGGUUGGGUGCAGUCCUCUCCACCGUGCUGUGUGGUACAACAAGUUUGACGUGGUUCAGGCUCUGCUGUCCAAAUAUGGUGCCGACAAGAACAAGCAAAACUGGGAAGGUUACACCCCUCUGCACCUGGCCGCUAAAGCAGGACACCUGGAGAUUCUGAACCUCCUCCUAAAGACUGGAGUGAAUCUGGAUGUUGUUGACAAGGUGGGCAUGACUGCUACUGACCAUGCCAAAGAGAGACAUCACCUGGACGUGGUGAAGGUGUUGGAGGAAUAUGGCGGUAAACAGGGUGCUAAUGCAGCUGGAAAUGUCAAGGCAGUCAGACUGACGGAUCGCAGUCUCUCCCGCAUUCCAGAUGAUGUUUUGGAGAAAGAAAAGGCUGAACACUUGUUUCUCAGCAGAAACAGGCUCGUGGUGCUUCCAUCAAACUUUACAAGACUUGGUUGCCUGACAAAGCUUUAUUUGGAUAACAAUUGUUUAUCAGCAUUUCCCUCAGAACUGUUUGCUUUGUCAGAGUUAGAAGAGUUGUCUUUAGCAGACAACAACAUUGAAAGUCUCCCAGAGCAGAUAAGUAUAUUUAGAAAGAUGGAAACCUUGCUUGUAUUUGGGAAUAUGUUACAUUCAUUGCCCAGUAGUAUUGGCAGUCUGUCACUCCUGAAGUCAUUUGAUGUGCACAGAAACCAUCUUAAGGAGUUGCCUGCAAGUUUUGGUCAGUUGCAAAACUUAAUGAAUCUCUACCUCAGUCAGAACCAGUUUGAAGAAGUUCCAGCUAUCGUCUUAGAUGUUGGAGACAGCCUACAGGUACUAGAAGUGGCCAUGAACAAGUUGAAACAUCUUCCAGAAGCCAUAGACAGAUUAAAGGUAAUCAAAAGGAUUGAUGCAGGGGAAAAUAAGAUUGCAUCUGUGCCUAAAACAAUGUGUAACCUAUCAAAACUUGAGUGGCUGUCUGUAAUGGACAACUGCAUCCAGGAGCUUCCAGACACAUUUGGUCAGCUAGCUUCGUCGCUCAAGUACCUCAGCACCACCAAUAACCCCUUGGUGCAGCCGCCAUACGAGGUUUGUGAACAGGGGAUUCAAGCCAUACUGAAGUAUCAAGAGGAGCUGCAGAGGUGUCGGGCUGUUGUGCAGCCUAAGAUGAAGAUGGUCCUGCUGGGGAGUCCGUUUGCAGGAAAGACGAGCCUUUGCCAUGCCCUGAUGGAGGAGAGGUCCAGGUUAACCAGAGAAGAAGACAGGACUCACUGCAUGGAUGUGAAGCUGUGGCAAGCUGAUAAAGACCUCCAGUUGGAGGUGUAUGAUUUCGGGGGCCACAAGGUGUAUGACUUUGUACACCAAUUCUUUCUGUCCCCGUUGGCCAUGAAUGUCCUGACAGUCAACUUGGAGCAGUACAAGCCAGCAGAGUUUGAAGAGUUGGUUGGGAAGUGGGCCAAGGCUCUGAAUGCGCACACUCCGGGUGCAGUCAUCCGCCUGGUCGGCACCCACGUUGACCGCUGCUCACCAAAGGACGUCAGGUGGAAAUGUGAAGACAUCUGUGACCAGCUUCACAGAGAUAAGAAGAAGCAAGAUCAGAUCAUCCAGGAUCAGAUGAAGACCAUCGAAGAUGUCAUCAGUGAUUCCAGCGUCAUUGAGGUUGGUCACCCAUUACAUGGUGUCACCAGAGAACGAAUGCUCAAACGGUAUCACAAGCUCCGAGCUAUGCUAGAAAGCCAGCCAAAGCUGCAGUGGUGCGUGGCACAGGUCAGCUCAGCCGACCCUCUCAAAGGGAUUGAAGACCUCAAGAAAGAGCUGGUGUCUUUGGCCCUCAACAAGGAUGUUUUCCCAGCUUUGUGUCGUGUUUUGCCAGAAACAUGGGUAAGUCUGGAGCAGCGGAUGUUGGCUGAAAGGAAGAAACCAACACUGUGGCUCACCAUGGAAGAGGUGGAGACAUUGGGACGGGAAGUGGGACUGAGUGCGGACCGACUUCAUCCAGCCAUCGCCUAUCUCCACAAGAGAGGAGUUGUGUUGUACUUCAACGACAUCCCAGACCUGAAGAACGUGGUGUUCCAGAACCCGGCCAGGCUGACAGACAUCCUGAAGCAGCUGUACCACCACAACACCGACACGAUGAUCAGGAACAUCAGCAGCCUGAAGGUGGACCACAUCCAGCAGAGGCAGCUUCAGGAGGACCUGCUGCGAUCUGGCCUGAUGUCCAUAGACACCCUGCACCAUCUGCUGAAGGGGAUGAAGCAGCCGCCGAACAACAUGGACAUCGUCGUGAAGCUUCUGGAGAGAUUUGGCAUCUGUUAUCCAGUCCCGAUGAGUGGAGCAGGCUCCAUUGCCAGGGCUUACAGGGUGGAGAGUUCCAGCAUGUAUCAGUUCACCUGGCUUCUCUCUACUGAGAUGCCUGGUGAUGUCCAUGAGAAGUGGUUCCCUGUGUGUCCAGAGAAGCAGGACCAACUGACCAUCCUCUGUGUGAUGAGAGGGUUCACACCAUGGGGCCUGUAUGAAAGGUUCUGUGCACAGAUAGAUCCACACAUCGGGAACCGUCUGGACUGGGCAAACGGAAUACUUGCCUCGUUUGGUGACUUCCCCCUACAUGUGAGACGUGAAGUCAGCAAAGAGAACAACGCAAGCAUCACGAUGGCGACUAGGUUUCCGAUGGACCACGUGGACAAAGCAUGGGAGGACCUCUUGAAGGUGUAUGGAGUGCUCCGAAGCCUGCUGAAAGAGUGGCCAGGUCUUCCCUACACUUUCUGGAUCGGCUGCUGCCACUGCCUGAAGAAAGAAGAUGCACAACGCGGGCAGGCCCACUACUUUCCGGGUGAUUUGUUGAGGCAAAGGCGUCCCCUUGGGAUCCAUAGUCUGAGAUGCCGAAGAUGUAGUGCUUCUGAGACAGUAGAUAUACGCCUUGUGUACCCUCCAUCUGUAACAGAUAAACAGUCAGGUACUGAUGCUGGGUCAGUCCAUAGCACCAAGGGAGGUCAGGCAACAUACAUCAACAUCACAGGUUCUUCCAAUGUACAGGUGGGAACGGGGAAUGAAAUCAGAGUGUCCGAAACAUGCUAAGAAUAACUUGAUUUGAACUCAGCUUUUAGCUAUAUACAUUUUACUUGUAACAAAUAUAUGUGCUUGUUGUUGCAAAUUCAUGCCCAAGGGCUAAUUGCACGUAAAGAAAAACAAUAGUAUAGAAGAUGAUUGAAAGACAUGGACCAAUUAAAGGUGCAAUAACACCUGUUCUAUUUCUACUUCAGUAUUGAAAUAUCAACAUACACUAACAUUUAUGAGAAGAACACUAAUACUCUAUUAUGUUGAAAAUUUUUAUGUAAAGAUGAAUGGAUAAACAGUUACUGUAACAACUAGGAAGACAAGAAGUUUCCUAAACUGUUGGUGCUAAUACUUGAGCAGUUGGGGUUGAUUCAUAUUUUGAUGUAUGUGAAUUGUCUUUCUUCUGUUUCUUUCAAAUCAGAAUAUAAUACAGAGAAAUAAUCAGGAAAAUAAUUUGGUGUGUCCUAAGGAACAAACUAGUUGGUUGUGUGACAGACAUUGUCUAAAUUGUCAUGCUCACGUUCUGACAGAGAAUACAUAAAUCACUAGCAUUUGUGAAAGUCGGGGGCCAACAACAGGCCAGUAUGGGCAUCAAAUUGAAACAGAAAUGUAAACGGUUUUGAUCAAUUACAAACACUAGUACUAGAUAACAACCAAUGGUGACCAUUAGCUAGGUUAGUAAACCCAGCCUGUCAUUGCCUUGCUUAAUCUGUAGGACUUUAACUGUAUAACUGUAAAAACUAUAUAUGGUACCUAAGUCUUAUACUUGUAGAUGACUUUAUUUCUUCCUCAUUAACUCUUGCAUACCACUAAUUGUUCAGUUAUCAGGGCUUACUCUUUGUAACAGCCUUUGGCUAGUUGGGUAACAUUUAUUCUCAUAAUUCCACAGUGUGCCAUAAUACCACCAGAAAAAAAAAAUUGUUAAAGAGGCCUUCUCAAUAUUGUCCUGAAUACGUAAAUAUUGCCAGUGUAUAUUCCUCAUGAUUACUGAUGCUGCAUUGAUACAUCUCUUAAACUAAAUCACUUUAAAUUCACAUAUUUCUCAUGUGAUUGUAUUAUGGCAUCUGGUGGAAUAUGAGAGUCAAUGCUAGCGCUGGCUGUAUGUUUUUAUGCUGUCUAAUAAAUCGAAUCAAACUC